This is a messenger RNA of Ooceraea biroi (clonal raider ant), 1820 nucleotides long. RefSeq names its product probable pyruvate dehydrogenase E1 component subunit alpha, mitochondrial. Lineage: Eukaryota; Metazoa; Arthropoda; Insecta; Hymenoptera; Formicidae. Gene Ontology annotation, cellular component: intracellular membrane-bounded organelle. Gene Ontology annotation, molecular function: pyruvate dehydrogenase (acetyl-transferring) activity. Gene Ontology annotation, biological process: pyruvate decarboxylation to acetyl-CoA. The record is from RefSeq and is a predicted model, not a curated record.
AUUCGCUCGCGUGCCAAGGGUCAGCUGCCAGCCAGGCGCCAGCUAUCCAGUACGUGCUGGCUCGUGUCGAGGGAAGGUGGUUUCUGACGGCGAAGCACUUCGAUUUAAUUAAACGAAACGAAAAAAAAACGAGGCUCCUUUCGACUCGUCUCAUUUCCAUUAUCGCAAAGAAAAAUGAUACCAAAUUGCAUUAGGAGCGUUGCCCUGAAAUCCCCCCGACGAAAUUUUGGAAGCUGGAACGAGGUAGCGUCGUUUUUCUUAAGCAAGAAGAACAACUAUGCCACCGAGGCUUCCUUCGAAACCAAGCCCUUCCGCCUGCACAAACUGGAACAGGGUCCGUCCACUCAGGUCACAGUGACCCGGGAUGAUGCCAUCGAGUUGUUCAAGCAGCUACACACGAUACGUCGUAUGGAAACAGCCGCUGGCAAUUUGUACAAAGAAAAAAUCAUUCGUGGCUUCUGCCAUUUAUAUUCUGGACAAGAAGCUUGCGCAGUUGGCAUGAAGGCCGCGAUGAGACCUCAGGAUGCUGCAAUCACGGCAUAUCGCGCACAUGGAUGGACCUAUCUGAUGGGCAUAAGUCCAUUCGGCGUUUUCACAGAACUCACAGGCAAGCAGGGUGGCUGCGCCAAAGGCAAGGGUGGCUCAAUGCACAUGUACUCGAAAAAUUUCUAUGGCGGAAACGGCAUUGUUGGAGCUCAGGUGCCGUUAGGAGUCGGAAUAGCCUUUGCGCAAAGGUACAUGAACACCGGCGGCGUGUGCCUGACGUUGUACGGCGACGGCGCAGCCAACCAAGGCCAGGUAUUCGAGGUGUACAACAUGGCAAAACUGUGGGACGUGCCUUGCAUCUUCGUCUGCGAGAAUAACGGAUACGGGAUGGGCACCAGCGUGGACCGUGCCGCGGCAAGCACCGAGUAUUACACCAGAGGCGAUUAUAUUCCUGGCAUAUGGGUGGACGGAAUGGACGUGCUAGCCGUGAGGGAAGCCACGAGAUUCGCGAUAGAGCACUGCACGUCCGGCAAGGGACCGAUCAUCAUGGAAACCAUGACGUACAGGUACAGUGGGCACAGUAUGUCGGAUCCUGGAACCAGCUACCGAACGCGAGAGGAGGUACAGGAAGUCCGACAGACGCGGGAUCCUCUGUCCAGCUUCAAGGAGAGAAUCCUGAACGCGAAUCUCGUCACCCCGGAGGAGAUCAAAGCGAUAGAGGGUGAGAUCAGGAAGUCGGUGGACGAUACCGUAAAAGCCGCCAAAACCGACAAAGAGCUUCCGCUGAGCGAACUUACUGCCGAUAUUUAUACAGAAUGCCUUGAGAAGAGUAUCCGGAAUACCACCCCCUUCAAUCCUCUAUCGCACAUGAGACUAGGACCAGCCGUGAAUGCUUGAAACCGCUCAAAGUUCUCCUAAAAUAUUGUAUAUUUUACAGUUAAGUGCCACUUUCCCCCUCGACAUUCAUAGACUUACAAAUUAGUCGUGUAGAUACAUGUACAAGCGUUUUACAAAGUUCCUUUAACUCACGGGUGUACAUUUAUUUCGUCCAGCAGAAGCGAUCAAUCUUUAUGCGGCAGAUUAGUGCAAUUUCAAGUGCAAGUUUUACGAACCGACGUUAAUCUUGCGUUACGACUACCGAAAAUCCAUGUAUAACGAAGAUCCAGACUCUCUUUAUGAUGCGGAGAAUUAUAUAAGAUUAUUUAUUAUCUAAGUUAUUUCCAAUACGAAGAGUGGAUCUUUCACGAUACAAUGUGCGCCUAAGAUCUGAGCAGUUUGUUAAUACGUAUUAAAAAAAAUAAUCUGUAAAAAAAUAAAAAUUUAUUUAAUACGUU